AGAUAGUCUUUUUAUCAUCAUAGUCAACAAACACAACAUACAUACACGCCACGGAAACAGAUAUAUGGAUUUGUUUUCAUUUUCAUUUUCAUAAGCUUUUCAGUACCAGAAAAUGUCUUAAGCUUGUCAAAGCGCAAAAGGCUAGGAAACUUCCUUCCUUUGCCCUUUUAGUUUUAUAUAUAUCGAUCUGUUUUCAUUCUCAUUUUUAUAUUUUUAGCUUACUUAUCGUAAGCGAGUGGUCUCAGCUUUGUCUUCACAUAUCCCAAAUUCUACCCUUUUAUCCGACACUUUACUGGAUCUUCAAGAAAAUUGCUUCCCUUUUUUUUACAUUAUCGUAUCUCUCAACAUUCAGCUCUUUCUUUCCUUUUUCUAACUUUUUAAGGUUCAAACAUUUCAGUCACUGCUACUCCUUGCUUAUCUGGUUGUUAGCGGAUUACUGAACUUUCAUCGAAAUUGUUCAUCCGGAUCAUGUGUUGGGUGUGAAUUUGUUUUGUUAGUGAGCUUUUCAGGAAAGGGUAGUCUUAGUUUUGUUAUAUAAGGGCAAUUGCUGUUAUUGGAGAUCUGGGUUUUCUUUUAUUGAUUUGAAGAUGGGGAUAUCAGAUGAGAAAGUGGUUGCUGUGAUCAUGGUGGGUGGACCCACGAAAGGCACUCGGUUUCGUCCAUUGUCAUUGAACAUUCCAAAGCCUUUGUUUCCUUUGGCUGGACAACCUAUGGUUCAUCACCCCAUUUCUGCUUGUAAAAGGAUUCCAAAUCUAGCACAGAUCUAUCUAGUCGGUUUCUAUGAAGAGCGUGAAUUCGCUAUGUAUGUCUCAUCAAUCUCUACUGAGCUAAGAGUUCCAGUCAGAUACUUAAGGGAAGACAAACCACAUGGUUCAGCUGGUGGGCUUUACAACUUCAGAGAUCUGAUCAUGGAAGAUAAUCCGUCUCAUAUCUUCUUGCUGAAUUGUGAUGUUUGCUGCAGUUUUCCACUCCCAGAAAUGCUUGAGGCUCACAAAAGAUAUGGUGGUAUGGGAACUAUCCUAGUAAUCAAGGUUUCAGCUGAAUCAGCCAGUGAGUUUGGGGAGUUGGUAGCAGAUCCCAUCACCAAUGAACUGUUACAUUAUACAGAGAAACCUGAAACUUUCGUAAGUGACCGAAUCAACUGUGGUGUCUAUGUGUUUACACCAGAUAUUUUUACUGCUAUCCAAGGUGUUUCCUCUCAACGGAAAGACAGAGCCAAUCUGAGACGUCUUUCCAGCUUUGAAGCCCUCCAGUCUGCUACAAGGAAUCCUCCGUCAGAUUUUGUAAGGUUGGAUCAAGACAUCCUUACCCCUUUUGCUGGGAAGAAGAAGUUGUAUACAUAUGAGACCAUGGAUUUCUGGGAACAAAUCAAAACACCGGGAAAGUCCUUAAAGUGUUCUGGCCUGUAUCUUGCACAAUUUCGGUUCACCUCUCCCAAUCUUUUGGCUAGUGGGGAUGGUACAAAAAGUGCCACCAUUAUUGGCGAUGUUUAUAUUCAUCCAUCAGCAAAAGUACAUCCAAGUGCCAAGAUCGGUCCCAAUGUCUCAAUAUCUGCUAAUGCGCGUAUAGGAGCAGGUGUAAGGCUCAUUAGCUGUAUCAUUCUUGAUGGCGUUGAAAUCAUGGAAAAUGCUGUUGUUUUUCAUGCAAUUGUAGGGUGGAAGUCUUCUAUCGGGAAAUGGUCCCGUGUUCAGGCUGAAGGAGACUACAAAGCAAAACUCGGAAUCACAAUUCUUGGAGAAGCAGUGACUGUUGAAGAUGAAGUCGUGGUCACCAAUAGCAUUGUUCUUCCGCACAAGACGUUAAACGUCAGUGUUCAAGACGAAAUACUAUUAUGAUAUUUGUAUCCGCUCCCGUUUGUCGCCUCUAGGCUCCCUCCUAUUUCGCUGCCCCUUUAUCUACCCUAGUUGUGAUGUAAUGGUUGCUACUGUGCAUUUUGUGAACUACGGAAAUCAGUAGUAUUUCUUAAUUUUUACUCGUAUGUAUAUUGAGAUUCUCAAAUUAGAAUAAAAUUCAACCGAUGUUUUAUUUGGUAUCCUUUAA
This is a messenger RNA of Gossypium raimondii (Peruvian cotton), 2040 nucleotides long. RefSeq lists its product as uncharacterized. The transcript is spliced from 15 exons. The coding region runs from base 588 to 1835 and encodes 415 amino acids. Gene Ontology annotation, cellular component: cytoplasm. Lineage: Eukaryota; Viridiplantae; Streptophyta; Magnoliopsida; Malvales; Malvaceae. Gene Ontology annotation, biological process: biosynthetic process. The record is from RefSeq and is a predicted model, not a curated record.